CAGCCAGGCCUCUUGUUUUGUUUGGGCUGAGCAGGUCUAAAAAAGAAGAAGUACACAAGCAGAUGACAGUUCUGUCUGUCUCUAUGAAUCCUGUGAACUGUGUCACAAACGUGUCCCCGCCCCGACACGCUGAGCGUAUAACUCCUCAAAAUAUUUCCUUCUCGUUCACACUCAGUGAGCAGCGGCCGUGUGUGUCUGUGUGACUGUGAAUGGCAGCAGUGGCUGAUUGUGGGUGUGAGAUUGUCAUAAACCCACUUUGUUGUUUCUUCUUUUGUUGGUGGUUUCAGUCUCUCUGUGCCAGGCGACAUGGUUGGCAGUGGAUCUCAGUUAGACUUUUCAGACCUAAAGAGUUCUUCACAUGGGAGACGUUCAUAUUUCUUUAUCAUUGGUCUAAUCCUUGCUUAUGACACUACGCUCUCGUCUCGCGUUCAAGCAUCUUCAGUGAGUUGCAAGUCAAUGAACAUUUCUCUCAAAUAUCAGCAGUGCGGGAUUCACCCAGAUGGAGUCCAUGAUUUAGAUUGUUUUGGUAAAAAGAGUUCACCUGGUAAAAAAACUUGUGUGUGGAAACCUGGAAACCACGGCAAGACGCACACACUCAUCAUACAACAACAUACCCCUACGACAAGAAAUAAAGUUUGCAAAGUUCACAUCAACAUCACUGACAUGUCUCAAGAGAUCAGAAUAUGGGACAAAUACAACAUGACCGUGCAGGUUUUUGAAAACAGCAAGUCAACAAAUUGCACCAAAGCAGUUUUCAGAGGUUCACCAAACAGUUUGUUCCGGUGUGGUCCUCCUUAUAAUGCGUCCUUUAGCCGCCAUGCUGGAAGACUAGUUGUGAAUGUGAGCUGGCAACAGGAGGACAGAAAGGUCGUUGAGUAUUACUCUGUGAGAUAUAAAGCACUGGACAACCUUUCGUGGAGCGAGUUACCCAUGCAAUGCCAAAUCGGAAAGGAAUACACAGUGGAGAAUCUGGACUCCUCACUGGUCUACAAUGUGCAGAUACAGUGUGUCACCAGUGAUAAAUGCACACAGUGUCCAUGGAGCGAAGUCUACACUGUCCCACCAGAGUUGACUACGCAGCCCGUCAUUGUCCGCCUUGAAGACACCGACAUUGCAGAGAGAAAAGGCACCCGGCUGCUUUCUAUAACCUGGAAGUUUCCUGCUAAACAGCUGCAUGAAGGCUUCUAUGUGACCAUUGGGAAAGCAUCUGGGGAGCCCCCACGUGAGCGCAUGAACACCAGUCAUCCUGAGAUCAGGCUGAUUCUCUCUCACUCAGCUUAUCAUCUCAACAUCAGCGCCUUCAACAGCGCCAGCACCUCCCCGGCACUGAGACAGAUAAUACCACAGCGUGACGACGAGCUCACUAUGGAAGCUGGGAAGGUGGACGUGACAGUUCACAGCAAUACAUCUAUUACUAUCUACUGGAAAGACGAUCUCAUCAAAAAAUACGUCUGCUAUUCUGCGGAGUGGAUGACGAAGGGACAUGAAGCGCAGUGCAAGUCCUUCUAUGAGAAUAAACACAACCACAGGACCUUAUCACCUUUACCAGAGCCUCUGGAGCCUUACAAGAGAUACAGCCUCACUCUGCACAGACGACCAAACAAGGACACCUGCAACAUGAAGCAUAUCAAUAACAGUGAGAGCACCUACGGGAGAACGCAGUUCUACUUCAUUGAAGGAUCUCCUGUCAGCGCUCCGACAAACAUCAGCUGCUACAACGCAACGCUGAAUUCACUGGUGCUGCAGUGGUCGUCCAUCCCAGAGGAAGACAUCAGAGGUUUCCUGCUGGGUUACGUCAUCUACUACUCCGAGUAUCACCACAGGGGGAUAGAGAGAAAUGUUACAGUGGAUCCACUGGAAAACAGCUAUGAACUGACGGGCCUGAGAAGUGACACCGCAUACGAAAUCCAAAUCGCAGGUUUCACCCGAGCGGGAGAGGGAGAACGAAGCCAAGCAAUCCUCUUUAAAACAAAGUAUCAUGGAUAUUCUAACAUGAAUAGUAUCAUCAUAGUCUCUGCAGUUGUGGCUUUUGUGCUGAUAUUUGGAACCCCGCUGAUAAAAAGAGGAAAGGCAAUUUUGUGGCCGAGCAUACCAAACCCAGGAAAGAGCAAUGCAAUGCAGAAAAUAGAAAGACCCUGUGAAGUGGAACUACUUAAGUCCAUCAACACUCUGAAGGCUGAAGAAUGGGAUACUAAUAGUCUUCAGAUAGUUGCGAAAGAAGACGUGAACCCCGCUAGUACAUUGCCAUCGAUGCUGCCACUUCUCCGUGCCUCAGUGGAUGAGGACGACUCAGCGCAAAUGACUUGCAACUGGAUCCAAAGAGACAACGAAGACUCAAGCGGAGAUAUCCUACCUGACAUUAAUGCAGAAACAAUCCUGGACAUCCAUCGGACAGACCAACAGACUUCUGCCUUUCCAAGUGGAUAUACGACAAUGGAAAUGUUUCAGCAGGGGGUGCCUCAGCCGGCGAAUACAUCAGUUACUGAAGAAAGCAAACCAGCGGGGACAGACUUUACCGUGAUGAAAGCAGGACAGGACUAUAUUAGGCAUAUCAUUGCCAGUCCGAUGUUGGACAUUGAGGGCACGAGCACGAUUUUGUGAAAACGGUUUGGAAGAGUCAAGAAAUCAGGACCGUCACAAUUACUAUCCAUGAAUGUUUGAAUCAUAUGAAUUCUCUGACAGUCCUCAGGAUGCAGGGGUUCACCAUGAGAGGCUGUCGGACUGUUUGCAUGUGUUCCAAGGCAACACCAUGAAUUUAUUUAGUCUUAAUCAAUAGCAAUACUACAGCUCUAGGUUUAUUUCAAACUGACAAAAAUACUACUUCUCUAACACAAGUACUUGAACUUAAUCUCUGCUUUAUCGCUUGAUAUAUAUUCUUAAACAUACAGUAUGUUAUUUUUAUCUGUAACUCUCAAUACCUCAUGAAAACAUGACAUGAAAAUGUAUUUACAGGCCGUGACUGGUCACGGAAGGACUGGUGGUGGCCCAAGAUGUUGAAGUCAGGGGAUGUGAUUCAUCCUCAGGGGGACAUGAAUCUGUAUACCAAACGUAAGCCUAUCACAGCAGAUGUAUUAAUUACCGACAUUAAUGAUGGCUCCAUUUUAUUUAAGUGUGUAAGUGAGCUAACAUGGACAAUCCGAGGAAACGUUGAAACCAAAGCAACUACCGUAUUUUCCGGACUAUAAGCCGCUACUUUUUUUCCCCACGCUUUGAAUGUGGCUUAUACAAAGAUGCGGCUUUUCUGUUGAUUCAGUUCAGGUAUAUAAACAAACAUUUACGGUACAA
Molecule: messenger RNA, 3285 nt
Organism: Larimichthys crocea (large yellow croaker)
Lineage: Eukaryota; Metazoa; Chordata; Actinopteri; Sciaenidae
Product: protein sidekick-2
Exons: 16
Coding region: 307-2601 (764 amino acids)
Molecular function (GO): protein binding
Source: RefSeq, a predicted model, not a curated record